Messenger RNA from Panthera uncia (snow leopard), 832 nucleotides. Its product is annotated as amine sulfotransferase-like. The record is from RefSeq and is a predicted model, not a curated record. Gene Ontology annotation, biological process: sulfation. Gene Ontology annotation, cellular component: cytoplasm. Lineage: Eukaryota; Metazoa; Chordata; Mammalia; Carnivora; Felidae. Gene Ontology annotation, molecular function: sulfotransferase activity. The transcript is spliced from 4 exons. The coding region runs from base 104 to 730 and encodes 208 amino acids.
UAUAUAUAUAGCCACCAACUGAAAAUAUGGAAAGGAAGACUGCAUAAAAUUUUACUGCAUUUCUUCCAAAUAAUUUUGUCUGUUUUUUGUAGGUAACUGAAAUAUGGAAGAUGCAGACUCAUUUUUAUUCAAAUUUAAAGGAUAUCAUUUUGGUCGUGAAGAACUUGAUAUUGGAUUUAUAGAAAAUUUAGAUGAUUUUGUAAUCAGAGAAAGUGAUGUCUUCAUUAUUACAUACCCCAAAUCUGGUGAGUUCUGUAUUCUAAUAGAUAAUCAAAUAUUUUCAACGGGUUCAGCAUAUUUACCUAAUUAUGUAUCUGUUCUCCCCACAGUGUUGGGAAGCCUUUGGUUUGACCACAUCAAAGGUUGGUAUGAGCACAAAAGCCUCUUCAACAUUCAGUUCUUGAUGUAUGAGGAGAUGAAGAAGGAUCUCAAAGGUUCUCUGUCAAAAGUCUGCAAGUUUUUGGGGAAAGAGCUGAGUGAGGAGGAAAUGGAUGCCAUUGUGAGACAGGCCACAUUUCAGAACAUGAAAUAUGACCCACGGGCAAAUUACAAGAAUAUAAUAAAGACCCGAUAUGGGUUAGAAGCUAAAGGUCAUUUCCUUCGCAAAGGUACCAUUGGAGACUGGAAAAAUCACAUGACUGUUGAGCAGAAUGAAAGGUUUGACAAGAUUUUCCAAAGGAAAAUGAAAGAUUUUCCCUUGAAGUUCAUCUGGGAUAUGAAUGAAGAAUAGAAUUUUAAGCAAUGCAAACUAUUUUAAGAAAGCACUUUCAGAAAUAAAUAUAUUGAAGUGUAUAAUUUCAUCUUUGACUACCAUUGGCUCAUUAUUGACAAA